Messenger RNA from Camelus dromedarius (Arabian camel), 1577 nucleotides. It is a transcript of the gene CA2, whose product is annotated as carbonic anhydrase 2. Lineage: Eukaryota; Metazoa; Chordata; Mammalia; Artiodactyla; Camelidae. The transcript is spliced from 7 exons. The coding region runs from base 114 to 899 and encodes 261 amino acids. Gene Ontology annotation, molecular function: carbonate dehydratase activity; zinc ion binding. The record is from RefSeq and is a predicted model, not a curated record. Gene Ontology annotation, biological process: carbon dioxide transport; regulation of intracellular pH. Gene Ontology annotation, cellular component: apical part of cell; plasma membrane.
GGAGCCUAUAAAAGCCGGCGACGGUGCGACCCGCGGACACACGGUGCAGGCGCCCCAGCAGCCGCCGCUAAACCCGCUCCAACUCCUGCCUUGCUCCGAUCCACGGCGCGACCAUGUCCCAUCACUGGGGAUACGGCAAGCACAACGGGCCUGAGCACUGGCAUAAGGACUUCCCCAAUGCCAAGGGAGACCGCCAGUCCCCUGUGGACUUUGACACCAAGGCCGUCGUUUAUGACCCGUCUCUGAAGCCCCUGUCUGUUCGCUAUGAUCAAGCGACUUCUCGGAGAAUUGUCAACAACGGUCACUCUUUCAAUGUGGAGUUUGAUGACUCCCAGGACAAAGCAGUUCUGGAAGGAGGACCUCUCACUGGCACUUAUAGAUUGGCUCACUUUCACUUCCACUGGGGUUCGUCUGAUGGACAAGGUUCUGAGCACUCCGUGGAUAAAAAGAAAUACGCUGCAGAGCUUCACUUUGUUCACUGGAACACCAAAUAUGGGGAUUUUGGAAAAGCUGUACAACAACCUGAUGGACUGGCUGUUUUGGGUAUUUUUUUGAAGAUUGGCGAUGCUAAACCAGGCCUCCAGAAAGUCGUUGAUGCGCUGGGUGCCAUUAAAACAAAGGGUCAGAGUGCUGACUUCACUAACUUUGAUCCUCGUGGCCUCCUUCCUCAAAACCUGGCCUCUUACUGGACCUACCCGGGCUCACUGACCACCCCUCCUCUCCAGGAAAGCGUGAUCUGGAUUGUGCUCAAAGAACCCAUCGCUGUUAGCAGUGAGCAGGUGGCGAAAUUCCGUACCCUUAGCUUCAGCGCGGGGGGCGAACCCGAGGACCCGAUGGUGGACAACUGGCGCCCGACUCAGCCAUUGAAAGGCAGACAAGUCAGAGCGUCCUUCCAGUAGGAGGGUCCCAGAGCCAGGGUCCGAUGAGGAGUGUUUGGGUUUCCCUUUAGCUAAGCGCAAAUCUACCUUGGUGAAUUGGACCCUGGCUGCUUUGAGUCUGAUUUUCUAGGCCCUUCAUCUCUCACUUGACAUGAUUACUACUAAAAUGUGAAAACCUAGACCAACUGAGAUGCUUGAAGAAUUGCUGGGAUUGGGGCUUUGCUGUAUUGGGAGUGGCCUUUCUGUAACAGGGAAUAUAGUAUAAGGAGUAAGAGAAUAGCCUUGAUUUUGUUCACAGCACGUGGAGUGAGGCUCACUCACACCAAAAGGCUGUUUUUAUAACACAGGAAAAUAGAAUGAGUGCAAAUCCAUAUAAUGAGACAGACUGAACUGUGCAGAAUAAAUCAGGUGAAACAGUCAUGAUGCUAUCUAAUGUAAACCUGAUAAAGAAAAUGUCCAUGAUUCCAAAAUAGUAUAUGAAAGAAAAAUUUUUAAUUUUUAUCUAUUUGCAGCAAUGUUAUCUUAAAUAGGAAUUGUGCUAUAAUUUAGAGACUUUUGAAUUUACAGAGCUGUAAAUGAAGUACUAUCUUAAAAAUUGUUAUAGUUGUGAUACAGAGUAUAUUUCCAUUCAGAUAACAAAUCAUAACUUCAUAAAUAUUGUAUUUUAGAUAUAUUCUCUAAUAAAAAUCUGGAAUUCUA